Molecule: messenger RNA, 861 nt
Organism: Eutrema salsugineum
Lineage: Eukaryota; Viridiplantae; Streptophyta; Magnoliopsida; Brassicales; Brassicaceae
Product: kinase-interacting family protein
Exons: 2
Coding region: 1-861 (286 amino acids)
Molecular function (GO): actin binding
Source: RefSeq, a predicted model, not a curated record
AUGGAUGCCUCUCAGCCUCCUCUUCUUCAGUUGCCAUCUCUCUCUGAGCUUGAGUCUCGGAUGCAAGUAAUGCGCGUCUCUGCUCUUGAAGAAAACCAAACCGGUGAAACAUAUUCACAGAGAGCUGAAUGGUUUUACCAGAGACGUGCUCUCCUUCUCUCCCUCUGUCAAGAUCUCUACGAUGGUUACGCCACUCUCUUGGACCGUUACAAUCACUCCAAACCACAAAACCCUAAACCCAUUUCUCAAGACAAUGAUUCCACCAAUGAUACUGACAUCAGUUCCGAAGUCGAGAGCAUCUUGUCCUUUCAACAGAUGCAAAUCACCACUUGUGAUAAGCAGCAGAACACUGACGAGUUAGCCUCGCAGCUCGUGACUGCAAACUUGGAGAAAGAUAUCGCUCAGGACGAGUUGCGUCGCAGAGAACAAAAGCUCCAAGAAGCUUUCAAGACGAUUGAAUUGCUAAAGAAGCUUGUGAUGCUUCUUGACAUGGAGAAAGAAGUAGCUGUAGAGGAAACAGCGAAUCUUGGAUACAAACUCGCUUCUCUCUUGGAAGAGAACAGAGAGCUCGCCACUGAAGUGCUGUUCAUGAAAAAGGAAUCAGUGAGGCUUGCUAGGUGCGUGCUUAAGAUGAGGGACGAACAUUUUCACAAGGUGUGUCUUCUACAGAGCCAAAUCUACUCGAUGCAGUCAUCGAGAGAGUCUGCUCACGAAAAUGUAUCCCCGGCAAGCUGCUUCGGAUUGGAUAACAAUAAGAGCAAGAAGAGAAAGAUGAGCGAAACAAGAACAGAACAUGGUGAGAAAAAGAGAAAAUCAAAGUGGUUGAAGAGGCUCAAUCCGUUUACCAAAAUGCAGCAUUAG